Chanos chanos (milkfish) is the source of this 3129-nucleotide messenger RNA. Its product is annotated as coiled-coil domain-containing protein 158-like. The transcript is spliced from 23 exons. The record is from RefSeq and is a predicted model, not a curated record. NCBI's taxonomy places the organism in Eukaryota, Metazoa, Chordata, Actinopteri, Gonorynchiformes, Chanidae. The coding region runs from base 1 to 3063 and encodes 1020 amino acids.
AUGAGUCUGAGCGCUUUGAGUGAGGAGCUGGAGAAGCGAACUAGGGAGACAGAAAGGCUUCAAGAAGAAGUUGAAAAUGCCACCAAAUUCGCCAUGGAGAGGAUUUCUCGCUCUUUUUCCGGCACAGGAAAAACAGCAAGCAAAACACUCAUAUUACCAAACAGCCCAUCAGAGGAGCAAAGCGUGUGUCGGACAUCGCUCUCUGUUACCCAGCCUCGGGGGUACGAGCUUGAUAUGGAGAUGGUGAGGGGUACCAACUUCCCAGGAACAGAUGUUCUAGGAAACACCAUCUCUGAAUACUCACAGCAAGUCUCAGAUCUUCAGAAACAGCUCCAGGAGACACGAGAGCUUCACCUGCAGCAGAAGUUUAGUUUCCGGCAGUCCAUUGUCAAACUUCAGUCUGAGCUGCAGGAAACCCAGAUGGAGAGAGAUGCCUUAAUCGAUCUCCGAAUGAACGAUUCUCAGAAACAGUCUGAACAGAUGCAGAAAAUGCAAGAGAAGCUUCUAGAACUUCAGGAGCUGAAGCUGGUCGGAGAUCAAAGACUCGCUGAAACCGAAGAAAGUGGCAAAGCUCUCAGGCUGAGAGCAGAAUCCAUGGAGCAAACCCUAAGAGAUGUGUGUGUCAGACUCUCUGACUAUGAGAAACGCAGAGGAAAGAGUAGCUGUAUUGGCUUUGAGGGCACACCCAGCUCAGAACACAUUCCCUUAGGACAUGCUGUGGGCAAAGUAAUCGAGGAAUUAGACUCAGAGAACUCAAACCUCCAAGAAAGAUUGUUGAAGGUGGAAGGGAAGUUGGAGGCGCUGGAGGUCGAAAGUCGAGACAGAACAGAAUCACUCAUUAAAGAGCAGAGAGAAAGAAUGGAACAGCUCAUUACCAGUCAUGACCAGGAGGUGGCGAUGUUGACUGAGAAACUGAACAGCUCGCAGAGUAACGCAGCCAGCUUGCAGCUGCAGGUGGAGCUAUUGCAAAACCAAGCUGAAAGUCUGGCCUCAGAUCACCAGAGACAGAUGAGUGACGUGGAGUCAACACUGUCCACUCUGCGAUGUGAACUACAGGAAUCGCAAAAGAAUCAUGAAAUCAAGGUUGCCGCUCUUCAGCAAGAGCUGGCCCUGACGCAGUCUCUAGCGGAGGAGGCCCAGAGAGGGAGAGAGCAGUCCAUCCAGCAGGCAGAGGAACUGAGCUCCCAGCUGUGUCAACUCACAGUGGAGCUUCGUCAGGCCCGGGGGGAGGCGGCUCUGGAGAGGGAGGAGAGGCAGCAGCUCCUGGAAAGAGAGAUGAGCCAAAACGCUACCGUGGAGGAGCUCAGACGGGACCUGGGACAGUGCAGCCUGAGAGUUCAGCAGCUGGAGGCUCUGAUUGGCUCCCUCAGAGAAGAGUGUCAAACUCACCUGGACAUGCAGCUUUCGACAGACAGGGAACGGCGAGACUGGCAGGAGGAGAUGGGACAGUUACGUGGGGAACUGGAACUGACUCAGUGUCAGCUACGACAGGCCAGGAAUGAAACUGAUCACCUCAUGGAGGAGAGGGCAGCGGAGGUGAAGCAUUUGCAGACUCGGCUGGAGGAGGCUCAGCGAGUGUUACAGCAGCGUCAGAAGGAGGCGCAGCAGGGCUGGGCCCGGUUGGAAGAGGCUCAGAGCCACACCCGGGGGCUGCGGGCAAGGCUGGAGGACAGAGAAAAGACGGCCGAACUGCUGAGAACUCAGCUCAGCAGCGCCGCCCACACAUCUGUCAAUCACGGCCGCAGCCUGGAGGCCCUGCAGGACGAGAGAAACAGCCUGAUCUCUGAGCUCCAUCAGCUCAGACUCGACAACCAGCAAGUCAAGGUAGCCCUGGAGCAGAGUGAGCUGAGGGUCAGUGCUUUGGAGACAGAGAGAGUCCAGCAGCAGGCUGCCCUGAUGGAGAAGCUCCACGUCGCCAACGAGCUAACGCUGGAGAAACAGCAGAUGGCCGCCGAGCUGGAGGUGCAGCGCAUGCUGAUUGUCCAGCUUAAAGAGGAGCAGGAGGCUUUGAAACAGCAGCACAGAGAAAGAACUGAGGAGCUGGAAGCCAAGAACUCAAAACUGAAGAACCAGCUGUGGAGCACACGUACUGAUCUGGACCAGGCCAAGAGUACUCUGAGAACACUGGAGGGAGCUGACGGACAUGGGCUGAGGGUUGCCAUGGGGAUGCAGAAACAAAUCACAGCUAAGCGAGAACAGAUUGACUUCCUACAGGGUCGCGUCCAAAUGCUGGAGGAGAUGACGGACAAACUCACUCAGGAGAAGCGUCAGCAGGCCGCGGAGAGCGAGCGGCAAGCCGCGGAACUGAGCUCAGAGAAGGAGAAGAGGAGACGUCUGGAGGCCGAAGUCGAGACCCUCCAUCUUUGUGAGAAACAGCUCAGAAACAAGAUAGACAAACUAGAGACAGCGCUACACAAGAUGUCUGACAGUUUUGCGGAGUGCCAAGAUUUCAUUCAGAAGCAGGAGCAGGAGUUUGUGUGCCUGAAGCUCCAGCACGCUCUGGAUGUCAAGGAGCUGCAGGGUCAGACUCUGCGAGCCACAGGUAGUGUUGUGAGAUCUCCAGCCUCCAGUCCCACACAGAUAACACAACUGGCCCUUGCACAACCCAGUGCUCUCGGAUUAAUGGAGUUGAAAUCCGGUGGUGUGAGGUCAAACUCCACCCUGGAGCUGAGAAAUUUGGUCAGGGAGCUUCGCAGUGUGAUGGAUGAGGACUCCAGAGCACCCAGCGGCACACACAGGAGAUCUGACCCAACCCCGCAACUAUAUGAAGUAACCAAAGACAUUGAAAAGGCCAGGAUAGCCAGCAGGAGACGAUAUGGAGACAGACAGCUACCCAAUAGACUCCUGGACUCAAUGGGCUCUAACACAGAUGUCCGUACACUUGCCAGUCAGGAAGUGGAGGUGACUGGAAACACUUGUAAGGAACUGCAGGGAAAGUUAGACAGCCUACAGUGUCUGGUCGAAGACCUUCAGAUGAAAAAUAAGGAGAUGUCUUCAAUCAUGAGGGACCGGGAGAGGAAGAUGAGGAAGGCCAAAGACACAAGAACACAUGUGGUCAGAUGAGCUUGACACUGGGGUGGUGUCUCUCCUGAACCAUAUAAUACUGCUUUUCCAGUAAACAAUUUUUUA